AUGGUUGAAUCACACAAGAAACGCCGUCUCUCGGGCGCAAGCACCACAGAGCAGGCUGAAGUCAAAAUUGAAGACACCACAACCACCGCCGAUGUCCCAACACAACCCCAAGCCAGGCGGACUUUGUUCGUCCGCUCACUACCCGUCUCGGCCACAACAGAAAGCCUCGCAGAACACUUCUCGCAAUCCUACGUGAUCAAGCAUGCUGUCGUGGUCAGCGAUCCCAAGACCAAGAUAUCGAAGGGCUUCGGUUUCGUCACAUUCGCCGAUCUUGAGGAUGCAGAAAGCGCUCUGAAGGAAUUGGACGGAUCCAAGUUCGAUGGAAAGAUCAUUCGUGUCGACUACGCCGAAUCCCGUAAGCGUGAGAUUGAUGAGAAGGUUGGCCGCAGUGUUCCCACCGCUGCGUCCGUCGAGUCCAAGCACAAGCGUGAGGAGGAAAGAGGACAGGGCGCACCGCCUAAGCUGAUUGUUCGCAACUUGCCGUGGACUAUUAAGGAGCCCGAGGAUCUCUCUGUUUUGUUCCGCAGCUUCGGAAAGGUCAAGCACGCUACUCUUCCCAAGAAGAACGGCAAGCUUGCUGGUUUCGGUUUUGUCAUUCUGCGCGGCAAGAAGAACGCCGAGAAGGCGCUGCAGAAUGUUAACGGAAAGGAGAUUGAUGGCCGUACAUUGGCUGUUGAUUGGGCUGUUGAAAAGGAUGUGUGGGAGACUACCAAGAAGGAGGAUGAGGAGGAAGAACCGAAAGAAGAGAAGGAAGAUGUCGAGAUGGAAGAUGCUGAUGGUCACUUGGAAGAGCCCUCAGACGACGAGACUUCCUCCGACGGAUCAGACGAUGAUGAAGAGGAUAACGAUCUGGAUGAGUUGGACGAGUUGGACGAAGACGCAGAAGACAAGGACGACGACCGCAACAACUCUACCAUAUUCCUCCGCAACCUGCCCUUCACCGCUACAGACGAUUCUCUCUACGAACACUUCGCCCAAUUUGGACCCCUACGGUACGCACGUGUGGUCCUGGACCACGAAACCGAGCGCCCUCGUGGCACUGGCUUCGUAUGCUUCUGGAAGGUCGACGACGCAAACACAUGUAUCCGCGAAGCCCCUCGAGCAAACGAUGUCAUGGCCCCGAACAAGGACAAGCCCAAGUCCAAUACUGCUAUGAAGCACUCAGUCCUCCAAGACGAGAAUAACGAUCCCAGCGGACGCUACACCCUUGAAGGCCGAGUCCUCCAAGUCGCCCGUGCCGUCAGCAAGGGCCAAGCCGCAAAGCUGGAAGAGGAGGGUGUAUCCCGCCGUCUAGUUCGCGACACUGACAAGCGCCGCCUCUACCUGCUUGGCGAAGGUACAAUCGCCACCAACUCCCCGCUGUACAAGAAACUCUCCCCCUCCGAAGUCAAGAUGCGCGAGGAAAGCUUCAAGCAGCGUGAGACCUUCAUCAAGAAGAACCCCGCUCUCCACCUCAGUUUGACCCGUCUCGCCAUCCGUAACAUCCCCCGUCACAUCAAUUCCAAGGACUUGAAGCAGCUUGCUCGUGAGUCCGUCGUCAACUUCGCCAAGGACGUCAAGAAGGGCGUCCGCCAGCCCCUCUCAAGAGAAGAGCAACAGCGCUCCCGCGAUACUAUGAAGGAACUUGAGCAGCUGCGCAAGCAGAAGAAGAUGGGUAUCGUCCGCCAGGCUAAGGUCGUUUUUGAAACCCGCGAGGGUACCAAGGUAUCCGAGAAGAGCGGUGGUGGCCGCAGUCGUGGAUACGGAUUCAUCGAGUACUUCACUCACCGACACGCGCUCAUGGGUCUGCGCUGGUUGAACUGCCACGCUAUCCAGGUGCCUGAAUCCGCGCAGAACGAGGACAAGGACAAGAAGAAGCGUCUUGUGGUCGAGUUCGCCAUUGAGAACGCGCAGGUCGUCAAGCGCCGUAAUGAGCUGCAGGCUAAGUCCCGCGAGCCGAAGCCCAAGAAGUCUGACGACGCCGAUGAAGGAAAGGACUCAGACAAGAACAGCAAGAAGAGGAAGCGCUCCGACAGCCGCGGUAAAGAAAAGGAUGGCAAGGGUGGCAAUGCAAAGGAUGCCGACGACAACGACGAUGAAGAAGAGAACAAGAUCGCCAAGCGUAACCGCAUCAUCUCGAAGAAGCGCAUGCAGCGCAAGUCCCGUAAGGGAAAAUGA
Molecule: messenger RNA, 2157 nt
Organism: Penicillium antarcticum
Lineage: Eukaryota; Fungi; Ascomycota; Eurotiomycetes; Eurotiales; Aspergillaceae
Product: mRNA-binding ribosome biosynthesis protein NOP4
Exons: 1
Coding region: 1-2157 (718 amino acids)
Molecular function (GO): RNA binding
Source: RefSeq, a predicted model, not a curated record